AUGGAGAAUGAUCAUCAGCCUUCACCAGACAAGGAAUCCUCGGAUGAACAAGAAGCAAGCCCCGCAAGAUCAUAUGACUGCACCUUUUGUAAGAGAGGUUUCUCCAACGCACAAGCCCUAGGUGGCCACAUGAAUAUUCAUCGUAGAGACAAAGCUAAGCUCAAACAACCUUCUCCAACUCAUGAAAAUGCCCUACAAUCUUCGGAGAUCUAUAAGACCACCCCCUCGUAUUCUCCGAAACAUCCAAGCUCCGCAACUAGUAAAGACGAAAGCAGCCAUGGAAAGUGGCCUUGGGUUCAUGAUGACGAUGAUGAUAGCCAAAUAGACAAAACCACUAGAAUCCGAAAACUGUCUUUAUUUGAUGAAAAUCCGAGCAAUGAAGUUCAAGAGGGUAUCAAGAAUAAGUUUUCAUCGAGUCAGAGUCCGUCGAUGUCUGAAGUGGACCUUGAACUUAGACUCGGACUUUAA
Molecule: messenger RNA, 468 nt
Organism: Hibiscus syriacus
Lineage: Eukaryota; Viridiplantae; Streptophyta; Magnoliopsida; Malvales; Malvaceae
Product: transcriptional regulator TAC1-like
Exons: 1
Coding region: 1-468 (155 amino acids)
Source: RefSeq, a predicted model, not a curated record